This is a messenger RNA of Phascolarctos cinereus (koala), 2555 nucleotides long. RefSeq names its product adipocyte plasma membrane associated protein (gene APMAP). The record is from RefSeq and is a predicted model, not a curated record. Gene Ontology annotation, molecular function: arylesterase activity. Gene Ontology annotation, cellular component: endomembrane system. Lineage: Eukaryota; Metazoa; Chordata; Mammalia; Diprotodontia; Phascolarctidae.
CCGAUACUAGAAGAGCCUCAAGAGGCUCGAUCCAAGCACGUUUCAUCAUCUUUCGUUUCCCUUCUACUCUACUGUUAACUGCGAGAUGGCCUGGUCUGUCACUUUCAGCUUCGGGACCGGAUUAGACACGUUCAGGCGCAGGGAGCCCCGGGGCGGCCGAGGGUCCUCGGCCCGCCCCUCGCCCCGCAUCUCCGCCAGCCUCGCCUACGGGUCUUCUGCCUCUACUCUCCGUCCUCGCCCUGAGAGGAGACCGGGAAGAAGACGACGGAACUGGAAGGCAGACACUGCACCCACCCACGGCGUCGCGGCCGUAGUCCCGCCCUUGACGUCAUCUCCCGGCGCCAGUCGGCACGCGACGGCCCUCGGCCGUUCUAUGUCAUCUUUCCGCGCCAGGGGCCGAACCAACAGUGACGGCUGUUGCACUUAUAGCAGUAGAGUUUUCCAGAUGACUUUUAUGAUGCUAGCAGUGUCCCUUACCAUUCCCUUGCUUGGGGCCAUAACUCUGCUGAAUUGCCCCAUUGAUCCUCAGCCACUCAGUUUCAAAGAGCCUCCUUUCCUACUUGGAGUUCUGCGACCAAAUGUGAAGUUGCAACAGGCAGAAAAGUUAUUUGAAAACCAGCUUAUUGGUCCGGAGUCCAUAGCAAAUAUUGGUGAUGUUUUGUUUACUGGCACUGCUGAUGGUCGCAUUGUAAAACUUGAAAAUGGAGAAGUAAUCACAAUUGCCAGACUUGGUAAAGGCCCUUGCAAAACCAGAGAAGAUGAGCCUACUUGUGGGAGACCUCUUGGCAUACGAGUUGGGCCUAAUAGUACACUUUUUGUGGCAGAUGCUUACCAGGGAAUAUUUGAAGUGGAUCCUAGUACAGGUAGAGUGAAACAUCUUUUGUCUUCCCAAAUACCCAUUGAGGGAAAGAAAAUGUCAUUUGUGAAUGAUCUGACAAUUACUCAGGAUGGGAGGAAAAUUUAUUUUACGGAUUCUAGCAGUAAAUGGCAAAGACGAGAUUAUCUGCUCUUGGUUAUGGAGGGUACAGAUGAUGGACGAUUGCUAGAAUAUGAUACUGUAACCAGAGAAGUAAAGGUUUUAAUGGAGGGAUUAAGGUUCCCUAAUGGAGUCCAGCUGUCUCCUGCUGAAGAUUUUGUUUUGGUGGCAGAAACUACCAUGGCAAGAAUAAGAAGAUUCUACGUGUCUGGGCUUAUGAAAGGUGGGGCAGACAUGUUUGUGGAGAACAUGCCUGGUUUUCCAGAUAAUAUUCGACCAAGCAGCUCUGGAGGAUACUGGGUCGCCAUGUCAACUGUUCGACAUAAUUCUGGGUUUUCUAUGAUGGAUUUCUUAUCAGAAAAACCAUGGAUUAAAAGAUUAAUUUUUAAGCUAUUAAGUCCAGAAACAGUGUCGAAGUUUGUGCCUCGAUACAGCCUCGUCUUGGAACUUGGAGACAAUGGAGCCUACCAAAGAAGUUUACAUGAUCCCAAUGGACUGGUUGCUGCCUACAUUAGUGAAGUGCAUGAACAAGAUGGACACCUUUACUUGGGCUCCUUCAAAUCUCCUUUUCUUUGCAAACUUAACCUUGAUCUCCUUUAACCAAUCACAAAGAAAUCUAAUGCUACUGCUCUAGGAGUGUCCUGCUCAAAUAUUUUAGUGGUCUAAGUACCUGAGGUGUUCCUUUACCCAUAGUCAUGGAAAUACAUCUUCGAAUAUUCAAUGUCAUCCCUUUACAGUGUAGCAGGGGGAUACCACAGCACUCUGCUCAUCUGUUAGCUUUCCAUGGUAGGAUCUUUUCAUCUUGGUUUACUUCUUUUAAAGGUGAGUGCAUAAGAUGAUGGCUUUGGAAGUUCAGGUAACAGAAUUCUGUCAUCUAAGAAUUAUCUGCUUUUGUAACAGUUCUCCAGAGAACUUUGAAUUCUUUUAUAUACUUAAACAGUUUAAGGAACUUAUUUCUGCUACUAGUUCUGUUCUUCCAUCCUUAGCUUUGCUACCUGUGAAAUAGGAUUAAUAACUACAUUGUGAAGGGAUGCUUUGAUAUAUGCAGAAAAAAGCUAUGGGAAGUAGGAGUUACAUUAUAAAGAUUUAUGCUUGAACACUGAUUGCAACAAUCCAAGAGGCACCCCUGCACGAUUGAAGUGAUUUUUCUGGCUAGGCUUUUAGGCAGUCAAAGCUUUGCCUCUUGAGGGGCACUAAAGGCUUUUAGCAUACCUCAGUCCCUUUCAACUAUUUAAAGGUUAGGUGCUGCAAGAAAGUUCUCUGGUGAAACUCAGCUUAUUUCAAUAACACUGAGAGUCAAUACUAAUGUCUUUCUAAAAACUACCUAUUAUAGUAGAAUGAUGUUACCUAAUAGAUUCAAUCCAACAGUGAUUUCUUUAGAAGAACAUGAUUUUUUUGCCUUUCACAUUGUUUCCAUCUAGAACUGCAGACAUGGUUAAAACCACUAUGUUCCAAUGUCAUGUUUGCAUUGCUUACCACCUUGACAAAUAGUUGUCUCUUACGUUAGUGGCGAACUACAGGAAUAAGAACCAUGUAAUAAUGAAUAUAUUAAAUUUGCUUUUCUGCUAUUUGACUUUUU